AUGCAAUCUCAAGUAAUUAAGCAAUUUUCGGUUUUUACGAGACGAUAUAUCUUCGUGCACGAAAAAACAUUGCUCAAACCAAAGGUGGAGUGCUUCCUGGACAACCCCGGGGUGCUGAUGUACGGCAUGAUGUGCGUCGUCUACACGACCGGGAUGUGGCUCCUGCUCGCGUCCUACCUCGCGCUACCCGUCUCCACCACCCACGCCACAAUCGGCGCAAUGAUCGGAAUGACCGUCGUCUACGGGGGUGCGGGGUGCGUUGUGUGGUUCCAGGAGUCCGACAGCUUUCCGUACGUCAAGGGAGUGGCUGCCAUCGCAGUGUCCUGGGUCCUGUCUCCGAUCUUCUCGGGAAUUGUAUCUCUCCUGGUGUUUCUGACGGUCCGCGCCUUCGUGCUCAGGUCUCCCAACGCCUUCGGCCGGUCCUUCUGGGUGUUCCCCAUCUUGGUCAUGGUCGCUAUCACCGUCGAUGGUGAGGCUUGA
This is a messenger RNA of Ectocarpus siliculosus, 480 nucleotides long. Lineage: Eukaryota; Phaeophyceae; Ectocarpales; Ectocarpaceae. The record is from the annotation of a GenBank genome assembly.